Molecule: messenger RNA, 1406 nt
Organism: Rhipicephalus microplus (southern cattle tick)
Lineage: Eukaryota; Metazoa; Arthropoda; Arachnida; Ixodida; Ixodidae
Gene: Pis
Product: phosphatidylinositol synthase
Biological process (GO): phosphatidylinositol biosynthetic process
Cellular component (GO): membrane; Golgi apparatus
Molecular function (GO): CDP-diacylglycerol-inositol 3-phosphatidyltransferase activity
Source: RefSeq, a predicted model, not a curated record
GGUGCGUGGCGUGCGUCGCGCAAACUGCGUCUCCGUUCGCGCUCGCUCCGUUCUUGUCGCUCCGUUCUUGUCGGUGUCUCAUUCGUGUUUGUGUAAAGUCAGUAAAGUGUCACGUUUCCUGCCAUUGUGUUGCAGUUCGGGGAUGGCUGAGAAUAUUUUUCUUUUCGUUCCGAACAUCAUCGGGUAUGGCCGCAUCGUGUUGGCCAUUGUGUCAUUUUACUUCAUGCCUACAAACUGUCUCGCUGCAUCAAUCUGCUAUGGACUCAGUGCGUUCCUGGAUUGUAUUGACGGCCACGCAGCGAGAAUGUUCAACCAAAGUACCAAGUUUGGUGCCAUGCUUGACCAGCUCACAGACCGUUGCGGUACCAUGUGCCUGCUUGUGGUUCUGGCACAGUUCUACCCAAGUUACACCUUCUGGUUCCAACUGAGCAUGGCCAUUGACAUCGCCAGCCACUGGCUGCAUCUGCACACGUCCCUUCUUUCUGGCAAGGAUAAUCACAAGAACCUGGAUUCUAAUGACAAUCCGAUCAUGAAACUGUACUACACCAACAAGCCAAUCUUGUUCACGAUGUGUGUGGGAAAUGAGGCAUUCUAUGGUGGUCUCUACUUGCUCCACUUCACUGAAGGUCCCCUUGUGCUUGGACUGGGCCUCUUCAGAGCCAUGACACUCAUCAGUGCUCCAAUAGCCGUCGCUAAGUCAUUUGUAAGCCUUCUCCAGAUGCAGAUUGCAGCUGUGAACCUGGGUGCCAUAGAUGUCAGUGAGCGUAGUAGACGAACCGAGUGAGCUGCUUAAGCAUUUGGUACCACCAUUGUGAAAUUAUGUUCUAGUGAUCACAUUGCCAAAAGAAAAGCACGUACAUUAUGUGUAUUUGCCCUAUCUUGCCAUGUUUUGGUCUUGUGUUUAAGAAUUCCUUAAACAUCUUGGAAACACAGGCAUAUUGUUCCUGUAGACAUGCCUGCAGCCCCAUUACUUUACUUUUUUCUUCAAGAAUUCACCGUGUUCAGCAUUUACUCACUGGCCGAGUCAGACAGGUUUUUGUGUAUAUGUAUUAUUGUUAAGUACGAUCAUCACCCUAAAGUCUCAUCGUUUUCUAAUGAUUUGUGUAUCUGAGGGUCAUGCGUCAUUAGGCUUUCAACAGCCUAAUUCGACCAAUAAACGCUAUAGACCCUACCAGGUGUCAUAACACUUAAGUUGUUCAAUGAUGUGAAAUGUUAACCAUCAGCUUGUUAAGCACUCUUUUUAACUUUGUAGUAGGUCAUUCAUAGUCAUUCAAGAGUGCAUUUGUGAAAUUUAUGCAGUAUUAGAUUCAAUAGAAAGCUUUUGUGACUUGCAACUUGUAGCAUGGAUAAUGUAUUUACUCUUACAACAAAUGUAUUCAUACUACAAAUGGAUUCACAUGAUGAAU